AUGCAAUUACCGCGAAGCGGAUCCGAAAGCGCCUUUCACGCGCCCCCGACGCUUCACGCGGAGUCCUGUCGAUGGUGGGGCGAUUCAACCGCGGUGUUGUCAUUUACAUCUGCCGUCGCCGGUCGUCUUGAGGGGCUGCAGGCAACCCUCGCGGAGCUCGAGCGGCGGCUCCUUCGCGACGACGACGAGGCGGGAACAGAGGCCACCCCCGGGAUCGAUCCCCCGACCCUCGCGGUCCGGCAGCUGCUGGCUUUGGAUGCCAACAUCGGAUUGCUGAUCCCCCCCACGCACCAUCGGCGUUUAUCGUUGCGGUUAACCACGCUCGCGGUGUCGACCGCGGCCGCGCGGCUUUCGCUUCACGACAGCAUCCAACUUCUCCACCUUUCCGGGGAGUUUUUGGAAGCGAUGGAGCGGCUAACGGGGCCGAACGACCCGCUACGGACGAGUGCGCGGAUGCAGCACGUUUUUGCGCGUUCCAGGCAUGUCGCCGCCCUCCUUUCCAUGGAGGAGGACCUCACGGAGGGGAUUUCUCGAUUCCAUGGCGAUUCCUGCAAGGGAUCGGAUCGGGGCGGGUAUCAUGGCGGCUGUUGUGGUGCGCUUCGCGCGGAGGCCGAGGUGUUGUCGAAGCCCUACAUGCGGGAUGAACUCGUGCGGGAGAAUAUUAUGAUGAGCUUUCAAGAGCAUUACUGUCAAUGUAUCGGGUGGGCUAUGGAUCAAGACAUUUAUGAGGGGUGGGAGGCCCCGGAAAGGUUCGCGCUGACGAGUUUCCUCGCGCGAUUUCCCGUGGAGCUGGAGGCCGCGGGGUGUAGUACGAUUGGGGAUUUGGAUAUGAUUGCGUGUCUAGCAGUAUCCACCAAGGAGGAUUUCGUCGAUGAUCCAUUCCCAUCAUUGGGGGAGGAUGACAUCGGGAACGCUACUAUCAACGUCCUAGACGGAGUGGAUGAUGAUUAG
This is a messenger RNA of Phytomonas sp. EM1, 951 nucleotides long. The record is from the annotation of a GenBank genome assembly. NCBI's taxonomy places the organism in Eukaryota, Euglenozoa, Kinetoplastea, Trypanosomatida, Trypanosomatidae.